Sus scrofa (pig) is the source of this 2505-nucleotide messenger RNA. Lineage: Eukaryota; Metazoa; Chordata; Mammalia; Artiodactyla; Suidae. The record is from RefSeq and is a predicted model, not a curated record.
UCCUGCGGGGGAGGUCCCAGCCCGCGCUCUUUUCCAAGAGCCGGCGGCCCAGGAGCGGUGGCGAUGGCGGGGCUGGCGGGGGACAACCCGGGGGCCGCCGGGCCCCUCACCUUGAGCGCGCUGAGGGGCUACCGCGCCUACGCACGCCGCUGGGUCUUCCUGCUGGUGAUCAGCCUGCUGAGCUGCUCCAACGCCAUGGACACGGCUGGCCCCUGUGUCUGGAUGCCUGGAAACCAGAACUGGCUGUGGCUCAGCUUUGCACCCGUGGCUGACACGAUCGCCCAGCACUUUGGCCUCUCCACCGAGCAGAUCAACUGGCUCUCACUGGUCUACCUUGUGGCAUCCAUCCCGUUCGGCGUGGUGGCCGUCUGGGUUCUGGACUCCGUUGGGCUCCGCUGGGCAAUCCUCCUAAGCGCAUGGCUGAACUUUGCGGGGAGUGUGAUCCGCUCCCUGCCCUGCAUGCUGACCAGCAUCCACGACCCCUUUGCCUUCCUCCUGGGGGGGCAGAGCCUCUGCGCCCUGGCCCAGACUCUGGUCAUCUUCUCUCCAGCCAAGCUGGCCGCUCUGUGGUUCCCUGAGCACCAGCGAGCCACAGCCAACAUGAUUGGCACCAUGUCAAACCCUCUGGGCCUCCUGGUGGCCAACCUGCUGUCUCCCGCUCUGGUGAAGAAGGAGGAGGACAUUCCCGUGAUGGUGAGGGACUCACAGGUGCACGUGUGUGCCUGUGUGGUACGCGCACCGUGUGGCUGGAAUUUGGUGCGUCCUUGGCUGGGCAUCUACACCAUUCCUGCUGGCCUCGCCUUCUUGCUGGCCACGGCAUGCCUCUGGGAGAGCGCGCCCCCCACCCCCCCCUCUGCUGGAGCUGCCCAUUCCACCUCUGAGAAGUUCCUCGACGGCCUGAAGCUGCUGGCAAGGAACAAGGCCUACAUCAUCCUGGCCGUGUGCUUUGGGGGCGGCAUUGGCAUCUUCUCCAGCUUCUCGGCCCUCCUGGAGCAGGUCCUCUGUGUGAACGGCUAUUCCGAUGAAUUUGCGGGCCUCUGCGGGGCUCUCUUCAUUGUGUUUGGGGUCCUGGGGGCCCUGGCUCUUGGCCUGUACGUGGACCGAACCAAGCAUUUCACGGGAGCCAUCAAGAUCGGCCUGUGCCUGACAUCUCUGGUCUGUGUGGCCUUUGCCCUGGUGUCCCAGCUGCAGGGACAGACCGUUGCGCUGGCUGCCAUCUGCUCGCUGUUUGGGUUCUUUGGCUUCGCGGUGGCUCCUGUCGCCAUGGAGCUGGCUGUGGAGUGCUCUUUCCCUGUGGGUGAAGGUGCAGCCGCAGGCCUGCUCUUCGUGCUGGGGCAGGCCGAGGGUGUGCUCAUCAUGAUGCUGCUGGCUGCCCUGACCGUGCGCCGCGCAGAGCCGUCCUUCUCCACCUGCCAGGACGGCCAGGACCCACUGGACUGGAAGGUGUCCAUGCUGCUGAUGGCCGGCCUGUGCGUCCUCUUCAGCUGCCUCAUGGUGCUCUUCUUCCACACCCCGUACCGGCGCCUGCAGGCUGAGGCUGACGCAAACCCCUCCAUCCAGGAGGACACGUGCCCGGCAACCUCAGACCCCUCGGACCACGCGCCUCACCCAGCAGCCACCCUCUGAGGCUCUGUCCGGGCAGCCCCAGCCCCAGCCCCAGCCCCAGCCCCAGCACGGAUGCCGCAGGAAGUCGAAGCAGCUCUUUCCUGGAGCCAAUGCUCCUGCCCCGGGCUCCCUCUUCCAGAGAGCCCACAGAGACAUCGCAGGGGCCUGCAGAGGGCCAGAGGCCAGGGAGCAGUUAGCGUGUCCAGAAGGGGGCCUGGGAAUGUGAAGGGGCGGCCAGCAGAGGCAGGAUGGCCCAUUGGACACCCUGUGGCUAUUAGCAAGAAGAGCUGCCGCCGUGUAGACAAGAGGCCACUGACAAGUUGGGAUGUGCCCGUAGCCAGGCCAGACCUUGGUGGUGGCGCAGGGGCUGUGAUGGGGAGGCCGGCCUGGCAUGAGGGGCACAGGCUGGGGGAAACUGGGUGGGUUGGGGAUCCCGAGGGUCCCGGAUGGCUGAGUCUGGAGUGGACAGGUGUGGGGCAGGCCUGCCUCGAAGGAGCCCAUCCCAGAGCCACUCUCCAGCUCUUCUGACCACUGAAUGACCAGACACCCAGCCGGUGCUAGCACAGGCUGGGCUGGAGGGGAGGCCAGGGGUGGGCCCCAGGAGACACCUACUCCCCCAGCAGAGACACUCACAGGCAGGUUUGUGGAUUCACAUUUAUUGAACUGACCACAGCCUGGUGGGGGUGCCCCUCACUCCUUCUCCUCCCCAUGGGUGAACAUGUAGCUCAAAGCCUUGUAGUCCAGGUUUCCUGCAGCAUCAACGGUGGAGAACUGGAACAUCUGGUCAACCUAGGAGUUUGGCAGUGGAGUGUGGGGCCCAGGCAGGAGUGGGAGGGAGUGGGAGUGUCCCCAAGGCCACAGCUAGCGGGCGAAUUACAUGCACUGGCUAUAAUUGCAGGG